UAUUAGUUGCAAUUUGCAAUUUGCUUGCGGCGAAAGUUGCUCGCCAACAAGUAGAAACGGAUUAAAUUAUUUAUCGCAUAGAAAUUUGAUAAAAAAGAAAAAAAUGGGCAAGAAUAAAGGCGGCGGUGGCGGAGGAGGAGGCGGAGGUGGUGGUGGAUCCGGUGGCGGGGGUGGCAAUAAAAAGGGUGGAGGCGGUGGUGGUGGCGCAGCAGGUGGCAACCAGAAUAAAGCAGCCGCUGACAAAGGCAACGCCAAGAAAGGACAAGAGCAAAAGUCAGCCGGCGGCGGCGGCGGUGGUGGUGGUGGUGGCAAGAAAGGUGGCAAAAAGUAGAAGCCAAGCUGCAUUGUUAUAAAGCGUAUUAAAUUACAAAUCUUAGUUUACUGCAAUUGCUAAGCAUAGUUAUAUAUUUUAAGUUUAAAUAAAUACAAUAAUUUACAGUUGAA
Molecule: messenger RNA, 444 nt
Organism: Drosophila busckii
Lineage: Eukaryota; Metazoa; Arthropoda; Insecta; Diptera; Drosophilidae
Product: putative glycine-rich cell wall structural protein 1
Exons: 2
Coding region: 104-331 (75 amino acids)
Source: RefSeq, a predicted model, not a curated record